Molecule: messenger RNA, 450 nt
Organism: Fusarium odoratissimum NRRL 54006
Lineage: Eukaryota; Fungi; Ascomycota; Sordariomycetes; Hypocreales; Nectriaceae
Exons: 2
Coding region: 1-450 (149 amino acids)
Source: RefSeq, a predicted model, not a curated record
AUGGCAAGACUAUCAUUGAUCACUGCACAGCUAAUACAAAAACAGCAAGUUACGAUGACUACUGUAAUUUCUGCCAGCGGCAACAGUGCUGUCACCUCCUCUUUUAUCAUAACCUACACCCGAGGCAGUACAACCAUGAAACCCAGAUCUGCCACUGAGCUGUCCGGUUGGAUUCAUUUCCCCAUGCCUGGUGGCACUUCAGGCGAGUGUCUAGACAAUCUUAUGGUCGAUUUUACGUCGCAAUCUGCAACUAUCAAAACUGUGAUGGUGUACCUUGGCAGCGCAAACGUGUUUGAGGAGGGGAAUCUUGGAAAGACUGAGACUUUUACCGUUUCUAUGUCUUCUAGGAAGAUUCUUCACAGCGGGGGAGGGAUUUCGGUCUCAAUCGAGGUCGAAUUUGAGACGGUUGAGGCGUGGUUAUCUAUUAGUUCUGUCGGUAUCGCGUUUUGA